AUGGAACCAGGUCCGGCACAUAGACGACGUCGGCCGGCUGUCUCAUGCACCUCCUCCUCCUCCUCCUCCAUCUCCUCCUCUGCACUGCCGCACGCACACGCCUCACAGCAUCAGCCGCGUCCCCCGACCAGCAGCAGUACCAGCAGCGCCAGCACAGCCCGCCAUCUUGACCUUGCCAAGGUUGAUCUCCUUGGCUUUGAGCCCGACGCGUUUGCGGGCAUCGGCCAGAUCGGCCUCGACUGGCAACCCAACUGGCAGCAGCAGCAUCGUGGCCUCACGCCGCCCACGGCCUUCUUGGCGGAGGCGGAGGCAGAGGCGGAGGCGGAGGCGGAGGCGGAGGCGGUCGACUACUUUCCGGUCCCGACCUUUCCGAUCGCGGGAAGUUGUAUCCAGAAGAGAGCAGAUCUGCAUCAGACGCCACGUGGAUAUCCCGGUUCGCCGGAAACGACGCGUCACAGUCCCGCCUGCCAUCCAAUGGCUGUCUGCUCAGACUAUGGUGACGACGUCUGGUGCGCAACCUUGGGGAGGAUACCCAAGCUCGCCUCCCUUGUCGACGGCAUGUCCAAGACGGAAGACGCCGCCAAGUCUCAGCAGGAAUCGCAGUAUCGCCGCACACGCAAGGGCGACGAGGGCGACGACACCCCGAGCCUGCCACCGCUCGCCGGUGUCGUCAUCAAGCUACAGCACCAAGCCCGGCUGGAGAGGGAGCAGGGUGAUAGGCAAGGCUUGGCUCGUCUAUCACCGCUGCUAAGACGUUCUUCCAAGAUUCAGCAGCUCUUGCCACCACGUCAGGCCUGCAGAAAGCUCAUCAACGCGUACUUUGAGACCUUUGGCUCUGUCCUCUGUAUCCUCGACGCGACGGAAUUCUUGGACGACUUGGAGCGACUCUGGGAAGGAGGGGACGCGACCCAACCUUCGGCCACCACGGAGAGGGAUGAGUUCCACGACGAGGCUUUUGCUCACAAAUUGCUCGUCAUCGUCGCGCUCGGCUCCGUCACCUCCCCUGGCAAUCACGGAGCGGGCGGUGGCGCUGCGGAAGCGGAACGGACGAGACAGGCAAGCCGACGAAACCAUGCCAUCAUAUGCGUGCAAUACACCCGGCAGUGGCUGGCGGAGAAGAUGGCGAGAGGGAUCCGUGCCGAUAUCGACGUUGCCCAGAUCCUCUGUCUUCUGGCGCUCGCACGUCUGACGCAGUUGCAUACCGAUCCCUCGCCGCGCCGGCCCGGCAGCAACAGUGCAAUACUGCUUACCGGAGACCACGACCUCGCGCGUCUGGGGAUGCAAAUGGGACUGCACCGAGAACCACCGCAUUCACCGUCAGCUGCAAACACCACCACCGAGACGGAGAUGCGCAGGCGGCUGUGGGCGACUAUGCUCGAGCUGUCCCUGCACCAGUACCUGGACGCGGGCCUUCCCCCGCCCCUCGGCGCCGAAGGCUAUGGCUGUGCAGCACCUUCACCCGGCGAUCCCGAACAAGACUUCAGAUCGUACCUGGCGCCAGGCGAUCAGCGAGUGCCCGCAUCGACCAUGCUUGCCGCGCUGUCGCGUACGCAGCGCCUGCGACUUCGGAUUCUCCAACACCUGCAUGCUCCGGAUGGGAGCGCGGGCACCUCGGAGAGUCACCAUCUCGCCAUCGAGCUGACCAGAGCCUGCAACGCCGAGGCGAGCCGUCUGCUGCGCUCGGACGCGGUGCCGCCGCCUACGCACUUCCAACUCUGGCUGCUCAACGUCCUGACACGGCCCUUUGUCCUCGUCCUCAGCAACGUGCCCGGCGGCGGCAACGCGGAGGACACACUCUCCAGCUACUUCUUGCGUCGUCUGAGCAUGGAAAACGUCGUCUCGAUCCUGCGGCCGAAUCCUCACGAGGACACGCCGAGCCCCAACAUGCACCCGCACACGCCUGCCCACCACAACCCGCAAGCGGCGCCGCAAAGUAGACAGGGCGCAAUCUCGUACCCGUUCCUCCCGACGCCGAGCACGGCCGGGCCGAGCGACGAGAGUGCUUCACGGUACGAGGGGAUGCACAAGGCUGCGCGUGCCACGCUCUGCAUGCCCGGCGGCGGCUUGAGCUACUUCGCCGUGGUGCACCGGCAGCUCGUCGCGACGCUCUGCGCAGACGUGGUGGCCGAGAUGCGGCAGGGCUCGCCGCUGUUUCCGAUGCUCGACACGACCAUGCGUCACGCCGUCGUCGCCAUCCUCGCGGACGCAGUGGGCGAGUACCGCGAGCAGGUGCGCGCCUCCGGUGGCGUCGACGCGUGUCGCGAGCUCGUCCUGUUCGCGGCCGCGCACGGUCUCGCGUCGGUAUUGAUCACCCGCGGCGACUCUGACGCUGCGCACGAGGUAGACGCGGCCACAUGGGCGGCGCUGCGGCAUUGCUGUGCGGCGCUCGGCGAGCCGGCGGACGGCAUUCUGGAGAUGGAGUGGCAGCGUAGCGCGGCGGACACGGCGGCGGCCAAGCCACGGCUCAGGAUGGAAGGCAUGCUGGACGUAAACGAGGAGGAUGGUAAUGUAGACGCGCAGUUGAUGCACAAGGUUGAUUUUCUGCUCGAGCAGCAGGAUCAUCGAGUCCGGGGGCUGGAUCUAGCCGCGGUCGAUACGGAGAUUGCCAACAUGUGGGCUUUCGACGACGACGAGUCGUACUUUUCUAUAGACAUUACACUGUGA
Cordyceps fumosorosea ARSEF 2679 is the source of this 2664-nucleotide messenger RNA. RefSeq names its product C6 zinc finger domain-containing protein. The coding region runs from base 1 to 2664 and encodes 887 amino acids. NCBI's taxonomy places the organism in Eukaryota, Fungi, Ascomycota, Sordariomycetes, Hypocreales, Cordycipitaceae. The transcript has 2 exons. Gene Ontology annotation, cellular component: nucleus. Gene Ontology annotation, molecular function: zinc ion binding; DNA-binding transcription activator activity, RNA polymerase II-specific; RNA polymerase II cis-regulatory region sequence-specific DNA binding. Gene Ontology annotation, biological process: DNA-templated transcription; regulation of transcription by RNA polymerase II. The record is from RefSeq and is a predicted model, not a curated record.